UCAGAUGCCAGAAAGUGUGACAGGUGAAGUGUUGUCUGAAUCAACGAAGCAGUUAAGAGCUGAAUUGAGGGCUAAAAACAACAUUUUAACAAACACCUGUGCACAAAUUGCUUCCAUUAAAGUGCAACAAGUUACCACACACAUGCCAUUUGAAGUAGUGGCUGAUCAUAUCAAGUUAAAAGAAGCUCGAAAGCAAAGUGUUGCUUCUGUUGCGGAGAGCCAGGAUGAAAGUUUGGUAAGAAAUUUGCAAUAAUUAUUUAAUACUGCAUGAGCAUUUAUUAAUUUGUGUACAAUUUUACUAGCUCAUCUGAAUGAAUAUAUAGAAGGAAAUGAAUAGCAGGGAGAAUAAUUACCAAAGUUUAUAGUGUAUCCCACAAAUUCAUUGAAUGUUAUUUUUCAGUAUUGGUUUACUGAAGAUGAGAAAUAUUUAAGCUCCAUCAGAGAAAAUGAUGGUAUUCGAUUACAACUGGAAGCGAUAAGCCAGUUAGUGGAAAGUAAAAAUCAAGAGCUGGUGGGAUUGAUCGCAGAGAAAGAACGAAAACAAGCUAAUGAAGAACGGCGAGUGAGGAAUGCCCAUGAAAGUAGGAAAAAGUGUACUAAGUGUGGAGGAUAUGUUGCUCAGAUUGUUCAUUUAAAAACAAAGGAAAAGGAAUACAAAGAAAAGAAGCGAGCCUUAAAGCAAGAAUGUGAAAGACUACAGAAACAACUGGAUGCUAGUUGGUCAACCAUCCAUUUGUGGGAAAAUGCGGUGAGUUACAUUUUGUUUUAGUUGUCAUUAUUGUUAAUAAAACUUGGUUCUUUAAAAUUCAAGAAAAUCUUAUGGCAUGCCUGUCAGAUGUUGGGAUCCUAGGUAGCGGCGUUAUACCUGCAAGUGCCUGAAGCUAACUGCAAUCCUUGGUCAGAAGGUCUUAAGUAAAGUAGAAAAUUUCAAUUUUUCCGAAUACAUUCUGCAAUAUUUAUCGACCAGAUUUAAUAAGAGUUGUACCCAAGACAUAAAUUCAUCAAAUGGUGCCAUCAAAAACUUAAAUAAUCUAUUCGUCAGCCGACAAUCUUGUCGGCUUGAUAUACGAAAAUUUUCCAGCAAUUGUGUUUGAGCAAAUUAAUGGACACUCAAUUUUGACAAUAUGAAACAUAACUCAAAAAAAUUUCUUCUGUGCCCAGUCCCAUGUCGCAAUUUGCAAAACUUCAAGCGAGGCGAGCAAGUUUGGACUACACAGGGCUAACUGAAAAUGUUUUUUGGCUACCUGCAAAAAAAUUAAAUAUAUAGGCAUGUCUUAUGGUUCCUAUACUGACACUAGUAUUCCAAUGACACUGAAAGAAAUGAACACUGUUACUUUUGGAAUUCUACUGAAUCUGAUCUGAUUAUCUGAACAAUUAUUAAUUUUAUAGAUUGAGCAAGAAAAAGAAGGGCACAAAAAUGCACUUUGUGAUCUUGAAGAUAAGGUAAAUCAUGAACCAGCUAACUAAAAUACUGUAGCUUUCUCCAUGUUUUAGCGAGAAAUUAACAUAGAGAUGAUUUGUCACACAACUUUUGCCCAAAAUUGUUGCAUGCAACACAAGGCCAGAUUUUGGUGGAAAUAGUGAGGGAGGUGGGAAAAAAUUAGGGGAGGUGCAACAGUCUAGCUCACGACCCCCAUGGAAGGUUAGGACUUAGAACAGACCAAAGUCAACAACAUGACGUAUGCAUGUAUAGUGUACAUACAGUAUGUAUCAGUGUAUGAAUUAUGACUGUAGUCAACUCAAACGAUUACUACAAAGUUUCUUUCAAAAUAUUGCAUUUUAAAAGGAUACUUGACACAGAGAUAAAUUGGCUAUCACUGUUUCAAUUUUACAGAAAAACUUUGGAAGUGUAGACACUAAGCAACCAAAAAUGUCAAAUUUUCACUUUGAUCUAUCAUAAUUGAAACUUUUCCAAGGGGAUUGGUGCAUAUGACUUAGUUUUUAGGGGAGAUGCAAAAAUUCUUAGGAGAGAUGCAAAACAAUCUCAGGGGAGGUGUGCACCUCCCCACACCUCCCCUCAAAAUCCGGCAAUAUUUCAUCCAUCAAAAUCAUUUGCAUAUACUAAUUGCUUUAUUGGUUAUAAUACUGCCAUUAGAUUGCAUAGUUAGUACAAACAACUUACUGUGGACGUUGCACAACAAACAACAAAGUGUCAAAGUGAUUAUUAUUUUCUGUUUGAUUGAAAAGCAUGCAAUGUACUGUUAUGUAGUCACUCGCUCAUGAUCAAUAUACGACUAUAACGGGCUAACCAAUGUAGGAAUACCUCUUCAAUACAUGCAUAAUACAUGCAUGCAUGUAAAGUUGUAUUUCCCCAUGUAUGACACUUAUUGAAACCGACAUAUAAUAACAGAUUGUACAAUACUGUCAUUCCAAUUGAAGUGUUGCUCAAAUAUUGAUUCAAUACAUUACCUCGGGCUGACCAAUUCAUUUCAUCAAGUUCCUCGAGAUAUUCAUACACUUCCUAGUAUAAUUGUAAACUUCCUGUUGAAUAGUUUGAAUGCACCAAUCACCUUUGUUGUUUGUGCAACUAGCCAAUCAUAAAUAGAAAGGAAGUGACUAGAAAUGAUCAAAUACUUGGAAUUAGCUCUUUCACAGGAAGUGUAUGAAUAUCUCGAGGAACUUGAUCAAAUGAAUUGGUCAGCCGGAGGUAAUGUAUUGAAUCAAUAUUUAAGCAAGUACACUUCAAUUGGAACGACAGUAAAUGGAUGCAUAUUAACAGGCAUGUCGUACCAAACAGUGUAAUUGGCAAACACAAUCCGGGCAAUUAACACUAUACUGUUUCAAUUAUAGUUAUUGUAUAUUUACUAUAUAUAGUUAUACUCCAGCUAGAUACUUGCUUUCUGCGCACCAAAUUAAUACUGGCCGGGGAAUGGAAUUUGCAGACGCUAAAGCAAUAAUUUAUUUUUGUGUAUAUCAUAAAUAAUCUGCAUACAUAAGUUGCUUUAUAGGUCACAUUAGCAUAUAUUCAGUAUCAUACUGCUGUAGGAGCUAAUUGCAUUAUUAAUAGGGGCACUUUAUUAUAAUAUGACAAGCAUCACUUUCGGUGAAAUGGCAGACUGUAAUUGGCUGCGAAGCACUUUCAGCACUUUCAGUGGUCCAUUAUUUUCCCGUAAUGGACCGGACCGGUCCAUUACGUAAAAACAAACGCAUGCAUUUUAAAACAAUUAAAACAGCAAAACUAGUAGAAAAUUGAAAAUUAUAAUUUUGUUUGUUAUUAAUAAGAUAUCUGCAAAUGGUUUUAAGUGGAAAGAAAGGAAUGCAUUGCAUUGCUAUUUUUUGUUGUUUUCGAUCAAAUGUGUACCACGCUACUAAUUAAUGCAUUUCAAAUCAUGCACAGUUUCUUGUUUGUUUCAAGUACAGUAUAAAUGCCUAUAAAUGCCAUAUAAUAAACUUUUUAUUAACUUCGAUUGGACCUCGCCCUACGGGCUGGGUCUGUACAAAAAAGGCUUUGGUCUGAUAUUUCUCUGUAAAGACCUCACACUCGGUUAAUAAGAAGUUAAUUAAUCAUUGCCCUAAAAGUUACUCACAUUUUUACUACUAACGUAUAUGCACUUUAUUAAUUAUAGUUUAACAAUUCUGAGAGAAGAGUACAUGAUUUGAUGGAAGAAAAUGAAAAUUUGAUACAUGAAAAGAAUUUCCAGCUUACAACCAGACGUGAUCUCGAAAAAGAGGUAAAGGAUUAAUUACCUUCCCAUGGUCACUUCACCAAUAUAUGGACAUGACUUAUUAUUAUUACAGGCUCCUCUCGAAUACAAACAAUUCAGACAGCUCAUUGUCAAUAUAAACAUCAAAAGACCCACAUAUAAAUGGAUAUAAAACAUGCUCGAAUAUAUAAUGUUUUUAUUGCACUUUUUAGCUUCAAGAAAAAAUCACAACAUUGCAUAAAAGGACAAAUGACCUUCAGACAGAAAAUCAAUCAUUGGUCGGAGCUGUGGUUGAACUUAAAAGGAUGGUAAUAAUUCAGAGUAUUUCAAUGUUGUCUCAACUUAUGUGCCUAAUUUUCAACAAUGCCUAAGUAUAUCACUUACUAAAUAUCAUGUUUAACCUAGGAGUCUUGAAUUCCUAGGUUAAACGUGAUAAUUUUACAUUGUUCCAUUAUUUUGCAGGAUUAUUCUGCAAAAAAACUAGAUGUUAUUGUCAAAAAAAGGCAGCCAAAUACUGAGAUUGUGUACACUGCUUUGCAGUGUGGGUUCCAGGCAUCCAGCAUGGCCAUAAAAAAAAUUGCCAAAAACCUUUUGUACUUUUUUGUUCUAUUUAAUUUAGGAUUUUUUAUAAUUAGUAUAGUUGUAAGAAUGUAGUAAAACUGUCAUACAUUCAAGUUUUGGUAUUAUUUUAGCAUGGUUCUUAAAACAUUUUGUGUAUUUUUUAUUGUUUUAAAAGGUAGCAUAUAGUGAUCUAUAAUUUUAUUUUCUUGCCAAGUUUUGGAAUAACUAGAAAAACUAUAACAUAUAUAAAAUUAAAUGUAGUGAUGCUGCCUGUCACAGGCAACCAGAACGGCAAAAUUGCAUUGUUAUCUACAGGCAUUUACUAUAUCAGUUUUCACCAUAUUUAAUAAUAAAGGCAAGCACAGUAUAUAUUAAAAAAAUAAAUAUGCUAGUCAAAUAUAUAAUACUGUAUGUGCACCAAGCUAGUCAUUGGGCUGCCUAUCAGUUAACAUGACUUUAUGUGACAGGAUGUCAAAGAAUACAUACCUCCUUAACAUUUAUACCCAAUAUGCUCGAAAAUAUAAAUAAUUCUGAGAAAGAAAAAAGCCCAAGCUGAAAAAUAGAGGAGCUGGGACAAAUGGUAAAAGUCAUUAGAGUCUUCACUCUAGAAACACCCUAUCCUUAAUAAAAUAUCCUUAAUACAAAAAAUUGUGGGGCUAUACUAGAAAUCAGGUCCAGGGAAAAGUCAGUUGAAUUUUGGUUUAAUUUGGAUAAACAUUGGAUGAGAAGUUAGCAAAAGAUUGUGUUGCUUUCUUGGCAGAGUAAACUGAAUGUGUAAUUAGCGUAGAUAAUUAGUGAGCCUCUGAGUGCCUGUUAGUUUUUAAUUAAUAAUGUUCAACAGCAUGCAGCAACCUUGUUCCCAGGCUUUUUCCUCUAGUGAGUAUUAUACUGUUGUACUGUGCAGGAGCUUUACAUGAUUAUUAGUGGCACUAUCUUUGCCCUGUUAAAACUUACUUACGUUUUCACUACCAGUACUGACAUAUGCACUUUAAUAUAGUUUAAGGAUUCUGAGGGAAGAGUACAUGACUUGAUGGAAGAAAAUGAAAAUUUGACACAUGAAAGGAAUUUCGAGCUUACAACCAGACGUGGUCUCGAAAAUGAGGUAAAGACUUAAGGCCAAUUUACACCAGACAUCUCUUUUAUGGAUACCUUCCUACGGUCACCUCUCCAAUAUGGACACUUCCAUAUUACACUCUGGCUCCUCUCGAAUACAAACGAUUAAAUAGAAGAGAGAUUAAUUUAAAUAACCACUCAGGAAAUUUAACAACGAAUAUUAAUCCAUUGAGUGGCAGAAUUCUCCCCCUGAUGAGUAAAAUCGUCUGGUGUUAGACAGAGUAAAAUAAUAAAGUAGGGUGCAUCUGGGUGCAUUGCACUUAAAGGGUUAAAUUAACUGUACUGUUACCACCAAUACAUCUGAUACCUUUCUAAUACGGACUCCUUAACUCAGACAGCUCAUUGUCAACAUAAACACAAAGACCCACCUAUUCCCUAAGAUCUUUUGGAACUGUAUUUGACCAAUUAUACUCAGUUUAAACAAUGCAACUGAUUUAGGUGGAGCAAAGAACAAAUGCUUUUGAAUCAGCACAAAGGAGAAUCGCGAAUCAACGAAAAAUUCAUGAUGAUAUGGUCAAUAGAAGUAAUGAAUUAGAAGACCAGGUACAAUAACUGUCAGUGAAUUGCGAUAAAAAAUUUUGAUGGUACAUGUUAGUUAUCUCUGUGACUGAUGUUCAAUUCCUACAAUAUGGAGACUCUACUUUAAUCUCAAUCGUAUGUAAGAUGUGUGCUUCCGGUUUUGCUCUAAACACCGUAGAUUUUCUUUGGAUACACCAAUAAGGAUUGGAUCUGAUACUGAACCUGAACUGGUUUCCUCUUGUAGUAACACUGGAGCCAAUGGGUGGCCUAGCCUUCUCUGCAGAGGAGGGGAGGGGUAACCCACUAGACAAUUUUACUUAUUACCAUGCAAACCUUUAACGGACCUACAUGUAUACUAAUUUUAUCAGUACUAUAUACACUUAGGUUGAACAACAAAAAGCUGCAUUGGAUGUAGUAAAUACUGAACUGGUUACAGCUAGAGCUGACCAGGAUACAGUAAACACUGAACUGGUCAGAGUUAGAACCGAGCGAGAUGCAGCCAGAACACAGAUAAAUAAUUUACACUUGUUCAGUGGCGCGCUUCAGCACCUGGUUAAUCAGUUUCAAAGGCGAUUGCAGGAUUCUGAAGAUCGUGAAGGAAAUGAUCUAGCUUUACGCGAUGAACUACUAGAAAUCGUAAGUUUUUGUAUAGCCAGCGUGGCCGGCUCUUCUAUAAGGCAGAUAAUUGAAGAUUAUAAAAGAGUCGGCCACGCUGGCUAGUUUUUGUAUUGAACGAAUUAUUAAUGUUACUCCCACGUUUGACAAAUCCCACAGCAAUUAUGUACCAGUCAUGGGCUAAUAACUAUGAUUUAUCUUUUACUAUUAGCUUGAUGAUCUACAAGAACAACCAAACGGACCACCAAACGUACCAAAUGUAAGUUUAUUUCUCGUAUAUGCAGUGCUCAAUAUAACAGCC
Paramuricea clavata is the source of this 6753-nucleotide messenger RNA. NCBI's taxonomy places the organism in Eukaryota, Metazoa, Cnidaria, Anthozoa, Malacalcyonacea, Plexauridae. The record is from the annotation of a GenBank genome assembly.